GAAAGGUAGGGGUCGAACUAAAGUUGGUCUGUGUCCCAUUUGCGUCGAAAGUCGUUCACGAGGAGGUGAAGGCCAAAAAUUGUGGUUGUCCAUGAAGUUCUCUGCUUUUAAUUAUCAUAUGCAAUACAGUCAUGGCAUAUCUGCAAUGACUGCACGUCCCUUCUCCCCGCCCGUUGCAUUUCGAGUUAGCGCGCGGCGAUCUCCUGGGAAACUCGAGCGAACUCACAUCUUGGAAGGCAAAUGCCACAAAUGUUCCAAAUGGAUUGCUGUAGAAGGCGUCAAAGACGUCGAAGUAAAGGUUAAGGAGAUCUUUUGGUGGAAACACGCAGCAAUAUGCCACCAAGGCUCUACAUUACCCGGAGAAGGAGAUUAUUACCUUGAAGAUCAUACCUAUCACCGUCUGAUGCAGCUUGAUGCAUAG
Messenger RNA from Serpula lacrymans var. lacrymans S7.9, 421 nucleotides. RefSeq lists its product as uncharacterized. The record is from RefSeq and is a predicted model, not a curated record. NCBI's taxonomy places the organism in Eukaryota, Fungi, Basidiomycota, Agaricomycetes, Boletales, Serpulaceae. The coding region runs from base 92 to 421 and encodes 109 amino acids. The transcript has 5 exons.